Molecule: messenger RNA, 2105 nt
Organism: Babesia bovis T2Bo
Lineage: Eukaryota; Apicomplexa; Aconoidasida; Piroplasmida; Babesiidae
Exons: 1
Coding region: 51-2075 (674 amino acids)
Source: RefSeq, a predicted model, not a curated record
UAAAUGCAAUGCGUGUAUACACGGUGAUUGCAUGACCAUUCAUUUCGCCAAUGAACUCAAGUGAAUGUGCCACGAAACAAUCCUCCAACAGCAACGAGUGCAUGUGUGGUAGUCCACAUUGUUGGAUUACCUAUCUAAGUAAACUUGAUAAAAAAGACUUGCCUAAUAUCAGAAUAUCACGCUGUAAUCGUUGCGAACCAUGCAUUGCAAAAUAUAACGUGAUACUACAUGGAGACUUACCUAAAAAGGAAUUGAACGGGAAAGUUGAAUACGAUAAAAAGGUUUAUAUAAACAAGGAUAAAUUGGAAAAGACUGCACUAAAACACAAUUUGAGUAGUUCCGAAGAAAGUAGUGCUAGGAUAUGCGAUUACAUUCAAGAAAAAGAAAUUGACGCUGAAAAAGUUGAGCAGCCGCCGUGUAACGUGGAAACAACGGAACAUAUCGACAAGCCUGAUCGAAUUUAUCAACCUUUUGCCACAGAAAUACCAACGAGUCAAGAUAAAACUGUAAUACCAAAGACUGAAACCGUAGUUAACAAAGAUGCAGAAAGGGUAAAGGACACCAGUGUCAACCUAGAUAACAUUGAAAUAUCAAAAGAAAGAUCCUCAUUCACAGAAACAACAAUACCAGAUAGUCCUAAAACUAUUGAGAUUGUUUUAAAACCUUUCAUUACAUCCUUUGUUGAUAUAGAUACUGGCGAUAUAACCGUAAAGGCUACCGAAGAUAAAAGUAUGAUGACAUCGGUAAAAGCAAACGACAGGACCUCCGAAAGUCAAGGCGGAAUGGAAUCGUCAUGUGGAAUACAAGACAAUGUAAAGGUACAACCCAAAAUGACAAUCAAGACCAAAAUUAUGGGACUCUGCGCAAGUCAAAGGCCUUCUACUCCCAGAUAUACCAAUGAUGCUCCUGCAUCAAAUGGUAACAGUAAAAUGGGUCGUUGUAACUACGAAGUUAAUAUAUCUACCAGAAGUCCUGGAGGGCGUACAAAAACAACAGAAAAUAGUUCAUCUAAAAAUGGUGGAGCUACCACAGGACCGCUACGUAAAUUCCCUAGUAACUCAUCACAUGCAAAGUGUAAACAGCAGGUUAUAAAUAGCAUAAGUAGCCAUUCAGUGGGUACAGUCCUAACUAAAUCUAGAGAAGAUGAAUAUCGAAAUGGUCGCGCAACCGUACCACGCAGGGCUAGUGGAGUUAAAUCUAACAGAACAGGAACUACCGAUGAACGCCCUCCAUGGAACCGACUCAGAUCUUCAGAUAGUCUAGAAAUUGGUAAAGACGCAUUGGUUCCCGUUAACCCCGGGGUAUUGCGUCGACUUAGGAGUUCUAAAGGCAAAUCUAAAACGAUCACGAAACAACGCAGCAUAAGCAUCCAACCAUGCGUCACCGAACGAGCAUCUGAUCUAAAUGAUUUGUCGGAUAUGGAAUCAAAGUCAAGAAAAAAGAAAACGAAGGGAUUCAAUAUAGGAGCACUUGGUAGUUCCGCAAUGGGUAUAGAAGCUGAUAAAGCUAUUUACUGCACCUUCCGCGGAGUUAUGUUACCACCCUCUCGUUCCAGGAAACAUCAAACCAAUCGCCGUGUUAUUACAGCUGUUGAUAAUAGCAACAACCGGCCUUGUGAAGGCUGUUCAACAGGUUAUUACCAACUGGAUUACACUGAGCCUGAUAGCGAUGAAGAAUUAUACAUUCCCGGAUUACAUCAGAAUAGAUGUUAUGGAAAUUCUAAUGAUACACCUGUUGCCACUAGACGUAUUGGGUUAGGUAUUUGCAAAGAAUGUGAAUGCCCAUUAGACACAAAUGAGUUGCCAAUACAAACAGUACGCUGUUCCGCGGAAGAGGGUAAUGCGUGCGAGUGUGGUAUCAGUAACGAUGUCAAACAAAUAACACAUUAUGAGCCGGAUCCAUGGGAUUGUUUAAAUACGGCACCAGUACAUGUAUGUGAACACUGCUCUGGCCUUCCAGACGGUAGCAUAUGCCCUGGAACCUCAACAUACAACCAAUGGCCUUCUUCUACACCAUUUCCAAACUACAAUGCUGUAUACAAUAUGCCAGAACGCCCUUUCAUCAUCUAUAGAUAGAAGAAGUUGAUUAAGCAUAAUGCUUCGGUC